Messenger RNA from Medicago truncatula (barrel medic), 549 nucleotides. RefSeq lists its product as uncharacterized. Lineage: Eukaryota; Viridiplantae; Streptophyta; Magnoliopsida; Fabales; Fabaceae. The record is from RefSeq and is a predicted model, not a curated record. The transcript has 3 exons. Bases 1 to 549 code for a protein of 182 amino acids.
AUGGGAAGGAUACUUUCUUUUGGUAAAUGGGUCAGGGAUAUUCCGUUGAGGUUAAAGUUUCCUCACCUCUUCGAGUUGGCCGUGGAAAAAGAGUCUAGUGUGGAGCGUAUGGGGAGGCUCAGGUGGGAGAUAGAUGGUGAGGCGUGGGAUAAUGUUCACGACACUUGGAGGUGGCAUUUAGAUCCUGUGCAUGGGUACUCGGUGCGGGAAUCCUUUCGGUUUAUUACUAGUUCAGGUGACAUGGUGGAUAAGACUCUUGUUGACGACGUUUGGCAUAAACAUGUUCCUUCAAAGGUGUCUCUAUUGGUGUGGCGCCUUCUUCGUAAUAGAGUUCCUACCAAAAACAACUUGACACAUCGUGGUGUUUUGCCUACAAAUGACACGGCUUGUGUGGCUGGUUGUGGUAUAUCCGAAACUACUCAACACCUUUUCCUUCAAUGCAAUAUUUCGAAUGAGCUAUGGUCUCAGCACUGUGACUCUGUAAAUAUUUUCGGUGUUCAUCCUUUUGCACACCUUGUGCGGGUGGUAACAUCGUUGGGUUUUAUUUAA